AUGCCAGCAGUCGUUCAAGUGGUGCGUUCCGUGUAUGAAAUAAUGGCACUAUUACAUCAUCUGAAGGAAAAUACUCCCCCACGUCGUGAUCCGGUGGAACCGCCUCCGCCAAUGAUUGAGUCGUUCUUGUACUCCAUUGUGUCGGACUAUGAGGACCGAGAAUAUUUCAAUUGUAUGAUGAGUGAGUAG
Molecule: messenger RNA, 189 nt
Organism: Prunus armeniaca (apricot)
Lineage: Eukaryota; Viridiplantae; Streptophyta; Magnoliopsida; Rosales; Rosaceae
Source: the annotation of a GenBank genome assembly